Molecule: messenger RNA, 1338 nt
Organism: Alternaria conjuncta
Lineage: Eukaryota; Fungi; Ascomycota; Dothideomycetes; Pleosporales; Pleosporaceae
Exons: 3
Coding region: 1-1338 (445 amino acids)
Biological process (GO): zinc ion transport; transmembrane transport
Cellular component (GO): membrane
Molecular function (GO): metal ion transmembrane transporter activity
Source: RefSeq, a predicted model, not a curated record
AUGUGGGACGGCCUGUUUAUGCUGCUCGCCUUGAGCACGGUUAUGGGUAUUGCCUCCUUCCUGGCCGGCAUCCUCCCGCUCUCCUUUAACCUCUCCACCCGACAAUUGCGCAUCAUCACUCUCCUCGGCACUGGAGUGCUAGUAGGCACCUCUCUGAUUGUUAUCAUACCCGAAGGCAUCGAGACCAUGUACAGCGCUGGAAGCAAGGCGCAUGCGCACAGUGCGCGGAGUGUUCAACCUACCAUCCCCUCGGUCGUGAGCCUGCAAAAAGAGAUACCUCACCCACCCAAGUUCCCGACUUGGAAGAGAGCAGAUGAUGUCGCCACGAACUCGCUCACUGGAGGAGCGGUCAAGGCGCCGGGCGCCGUCGACAUGACUAGCGACAAAGCUGCCAUCGAUAUGCAGUUGAAGAAGAUCAAGGACAGCAAGGAGAAGGAGAAGCCUGCGGAGGAUGCCCACCCGCAAAAAGGUGGAGACGACGACUCGACAGAAGGCCACAAAGAGGGACACACUCGCGUGCACGCACCGGAAGACGACGAGCCAGCCCACGGGCAUGCUGAAGCUGGCCACGAGGACGGGCCCAGCCCACAUGCAUACAUCGGCGUUGCACUGAUACUAGGUUACAUUCUCAUGUUCCUGGUCGAACAUCUGCCAGAAGCCCUGGCUUCCGCGAAACCAAAGUACCAGCCAAUGCACAUUUCGUUAUCGAACCUGGCACGUGGGCCGCACAACUCAUCUUCAUUGAGUCUCAACGGCAUGGGCAUGCAGAGCGCUGCAGUGACGCCUCUCGCAACGCCUGGUCUGCCUCCCCCACCUACAAAAAAGACACCAGCAGCCACAAUCGGUCUCAUUGUUCACGCAUGCGCCGACGGAAUCGCGCUAGGUGCCUCCUCCACAGCCGAGUCCACAUCUCUGUCGCUCGUCAUCUUCUUCGCGAUCAUGCUGCACAAGGCCCCUGCAGCAUUUGGUCUCACUUCUGUUCUUCUCAAACAAGGGCUUUCAAAACGAAAGGCGCGGACACAUCUCGCUUUCUUCAGUUUAGCAGCGCCAGCAGGCGCUUUGGCUACUUGGACCAUCGUACACUUGUUCGGACGCAACCACCUAGGUGGUGAUGAAGGCUUAACAUGGGCGACUGGCUGGGUAUUGUAUGUCGCCAUGCACUCCAUGUCUGAAGCCACAGCCUCUCAACACCCGCACGAAGACCCGACCGCGAACGGUUACAUGGACGCAUAUCCCGGUAACAGCAACAUGUCCAAGGGCGACAUAAGUAUCGUCAUGAUUGGCAUGCUACUCCCGCUUAUCACGCAAAUAGGACACGCACACUCACACGGCCAUUAG